This is a messenger RNA of Syzygium oleosum, 801 nucleotides long. RefSeq names its product MLP-like protein 43. The coding region runs from base 1 to 540 and encodes 179 amino acids. The transcript is spliced from 3 exons. Gene Ontology annotation, biological process: defense response. NCBI's taxonomy places the organism in Eukaryota, Viridiplantae, Streptophyta, Magnoliopsida, Myrtales, Myrtaceae. The record is from RefSeq and is a predicted model, not a curated record.
AUGGAGGAUCAAGUGGAGACUUUUACUGGGGUUUGGGUUUCUCUGUUGAGUGAAUUUAUUCGUUUCAUCAGGAGAGAGACGACGGGUUUGGAGGGGAAGCUAGAGAUUGAAGUAGAGAUUCAGUCGUCGGCCGAUGAGUUCUACAACGUCUGGAGGAACCAGGUUUACCACCUGCCGAAUGCAAGCGAUGCGGUACAAAACGUUCAGCUCCAUGAAGGCGAAUGGCACUCGGAGGACGCCGUCAAGCUCUGGAACUACACCCUGGAAGGGAAGGCAUUGACGGCCAAGGAGAAGGUUGAGGUGGACGAUGCAAACAAGGUACUCACCUUCAACGUAAUAGAAGGCGAUCUCAUGGAAGAGUUCAAGACCUUCAAGGCUAUAGUCAAGACGACUGCGAAAAGCGACGGCCGUGAAAGUUUAGUAAAGUGGACUCUAGACUACGAGAAGUUGAACGAAGACGUCGCCGACCCUAAUGCUUACAUAGAUCUCGAAGCCACGCUCACUAAGGACACGGAUGCUUAUCUCAUCAACAGAGCGUGAGCGAUUCGCGUGUUCUUAGGGACAAAUGAUAUCUCUGUGUGUCUUUUGUGCGUUUGUGUGUGGAUAUGUUCAUGUGCUUGUCUUGCAGGGCCAAAGUAAACUUCUUGGUGUGGUUAUUGGUGAAUAAAUAUACGUCGAAAGACGCCAUGUCUGUGUCAUUGUCUGUGUUCCUAUGUUUGUGUUCGAGAAAACUGUGUUCCAUGUGAAUUCUGUAAGACUUGUGAAAUGGCUUCAAAAUUGUUUGGCUCCUUCUUAUUUAAA